AUGAGCAAUGAAUCCUCCUCAAAGGGUAAAAGGCGACCGUAUAAUGCAGCUCCUUUACUAGGAUCCCCAUUGUCUGAUCCCGGUUUACCUUCGCUAUCCUCUUCGCCACAAUCUUUUUUCAUUGAAAGAACGAGAUCACUUGAUGUUUUUCAGCAACAAGAUCAACAGGAUUUCAGUCAAGAUUUGUUUGGUAGAUCACCCUCUUCAUUCAGUGAAAUUGAUGUCAUUUUGGAUGAUGGCACCGUACAAAAAAGAACUGUCUCUCUCAGUACUUUACCGGAUGAAGAUGAAGGCAGUAAUGAUUAUAUAUCAACCAAUUAUAAAGGAGAUAAAAGCCCACCAAAAGAUACCACACCACUAUUGAAGUCUCACAAAGAUACAUACCAAGGCAUUGGAUAUAACGAUGCCAGCUCAUCUUCAUCCUCAUCUGAUGAUGAAGAUAGUGAUUCAGAUGAGCCUUUCUUUCCUAUAAGCACAAAGCCAAAAAGGAAAUCAAGCCAUAUAGUCGAGGAUGAUGAAGGCUCGGCUGGUUGUUGGAGCCAGUUCCAAACAACAAUCAAAAGUUUAUAUGAUUCUUGUACGUUCUCUCCAAGACAGAGACUCGUCUUAAAAUGUAGUUUCGCUUACUUUUUAGGUUCGCUUUUUACCUUUGUACCUGCUUUAAAUGCAAUGAUCGGUUACAAUCAUACAUCAAGUCAUUUAGUAGCUACUGCUACUGUUUUUUUUAAUCCCGCAAAAACAUUGGGUGGUAUGGUAGAAGCUGCUGCAUAUGGUUGGGCGUAUGUUUUGUUUGCUGUAUUUAUUUGUCUAGGCUCUAUGGUGACGACUGAUUUUUUUGUUGACCGUCAUUACAAUGUCAUUGCACAUUCAGUAUCUCUACUCUUUUGGCUCUCCGGAGCUACAUUCAUCAUAUCGUUUUUGAAAGCACAUUGGAACAAACCACCUGUAGCUACAGCUUCAAGUCUUGCAUUUAUUACAAUCUUUGUUAUUGUUGUUCGUGAAGGAUCUGCUAAUUUAGGAGAUUUUGAUACCACUCGUAUUGAACAAAUCACUACCUCCGUUGCCACUGGUACUUUAAUUACAGUUGCCUGCUGUGUCAUCUUUUGGCCUGUCUCUGCUGCAAAGAAAUUGAAGAAGGAUGUCGAUGCUACUUUGGCUUCCUAUCGCGUGUUAUUAAAGCUGUUAACGAAGACAUUUUUAUUGGAUGACGAUUUACCAGAAUUUAAAGCAAAUAGAACUUUGCAGACUGCCAUCCAAUCCCAUCAAGCAAGUUUUACAGCCUUACAAAAAUCACUUAAGGAAGCUAAAUUGGAGACAGUCUGGAAUAGUGAGGUUAGAGGAAGAGCAGAAGAGUACGAUGAGGUCAUUAAAAGUAUGCAACGUUUAGCGCAACAUAUGGGUGGAUUACGCAGUAGUUGUGGUAUCCAAUUUGAAAUUAUGGGAAGUGAAGCUACAAAACAAUACAAGGAGACAACUCGUAAAAAACGAACCAAGAAACAACUUUCCAAGCUGUCUGAAUCGCCUCUGGUUCAUGCUUCAGCCGUUUUAUUUGGAACGAAGAACUAUGGAAGCACAACCAACACCAGUGAUAAGAAACGUAGUACAGCAAAACUAUCACAAUCUUAUGUACCACCUUCAACCUUAAAAGAUACGAAUUGGAAUGUAAGAGCAGGUUAUCGUCGCAGAAAACUUCAAGAUGAAAUGCGUAAACAAAAAACGUUUGCGAGUAAAUCUGACGAUCGUUUCGACGAGUUUUUGAAAAAACAUAGACAAGGGAAAUAUAUGGAUUCGUCCUCAUCCUAUACACCUCACGAAGAAGAAGAGGCCGAGUACACUGGCACUUCAUUAAUCAACUUUAUUCAAACCAUUCGACCUCCACUUAAAUCGUUUGCUUACACCUGUAAACAAACAUUAUAUCAUCUACAAACUAGUUUCUCAACAACCACUACAACCAAUACAUGGCUACCUCGAUUAAGUAAAAAUAGAUCUUCGCCUUCGUUACCAGUAUUAAAAGCAAAUUUGGAAAAGGCUAUCGCCUUGUUUGAAACUGCUCAGAAGCAAGCCAUCAAAAAGUUAUACCAAACUCGCGUAGAAUAUAUUAUGAAUAGAUCAUCAGGGGAUGAAUCAGGUGAUCACGUUGAAUCUGAAGCUAUUGGUUGUGUUCUUGGCGAAGAAGUCAUCCUUGUGUAUUUCUUUGUUUUCAAUAUGACUGAAUUUGCAAGGGAAUUAAUUACGUUGGUUGAGUCUGUCGAAAAUUUAAAAAAGGCGCACAGUACUGGAUUAUACACUUGGUUAAUUUCAUGUGUCAAAUGUGGUUGGAACAAAUUGACUUCUAAGAAUCUAGGACAAAAGAAACAUCACCAUUUGCAUAUCACCCCAUUUGUACCGAAUGAAAGGAAUACCUUCAACACAUUGCACACACCAGAGCCAAAGACAACUUGGAGAAGAUUCUUUAUUCGUGUUUGGAGAACCUUUUCGUUAUUUAAAUUACAAAAGAUCAGAUAUGCAAUCAAGGCAACGAUUGCUACUGUAUUGCUAGCGACUCCUGCAUACUUAGAACCGACCAAGGAAUUAUACCGUGAAUAUCGCAUGGAAUGGGCUUUGAUUACUUUAAUGGUGGUUAUGACACCUACAGUCGGUGGAACUAACUUGGUCGCAAUUUAUCGUAUUUUCUCUACCAUUCUCGGUUGUUACACAGCCAUGUUUUUUUACAUGCUUUUCCCAGGCAAUAUGUACGUAUUGCCUGUUUUGACCUGGCUGUUUUCUAUUCCCAAUUUCUGGAUGAUCUUGAACAACAAACACGGAAAGUUUGGCCAGUUUACCUUAUUAGCUUAUAAUCUCGUCAUGCUUAACAAGUUCAAUGACAAGGAGACAAACAGUAUUGAAGUAUGGGUUUUGGCCACACAAAGAUGUUUUGCUAUUUUAAUUGGUGUUGUAGUCGGAUUAUUCGCAACCGCUUAUGUCUGGCCAUAUGAAGCUCGUGUAGAAUUGCGUAAAGGAUUAUCUGACUUCCUGUUAAGAUUGGCAUGGCUUUAUCAAAAACUAGUAUCGAUUUAUGCCGAUUAUCCUGUCAAGAGCCGAGGUAACGGUGAGACCCAAACUCAACCUCAUAUCGUAAAUUUGAUGGAAAUAGGCCCCAAUGCAUCCGAAACUCAAAUAUUAACAUUUGAGGCACAAAAGCGAUUAGCAACGAAAUCUUUCAUGGAUUUGGAAUUAGGAUUACAACGUGCGUUACUAGAUUUACAGUCACUGUUAUCACAAACCCCUAAUGAGCCACGUCUCAAGGGUCCCUUCCCUGUAGACACCUAUCGAAACAUGUUACUCUCUUGUCAGAAUAUUGUUGAUCGAUUUUUAUCAAUGCGAACCGUUAUGCUGAAAGAUGCGUGGUAUGAAGAGGUACAGCAUGAUUUUAUGACACCAGUCGCACAAGAAAGGCGUGAAAUGGUGGGUAAUGUUUUACUGUAUUUUUAUCUCCUGGCCUCUGCUCUUCGCUUAAAAACUCCUAUGCCCCCUUUCUUACCACAAGCAAGAAAAGCUUGGAAAUCACUAUUGCAACAACUAACGGAUAUGCCGAUUGCCAAAUCAAAGCGAUUAUUGGAAAAGGACAAUGCGUACGUCUUCUACUAUGCAUAUGUUACGUUAAUGGAGGAUAUCAUUCGUGAACUAGACAAGUUGGGUGAUAAUAUGACUCAGCUAUUCGGAUCGCUUGUUCCUCCCGAGCAAUGGGAUUUAUUGUUUGAUGAAGAGCAACAACAAGUUAAAUUGAGUAAUGAAUAA
Messenger RNA from Mucor mucedo, 3777 nucleotides. RefSeq lists its product as uncharacterized. The record is from RefSeq and is a predicted model, not a curated record. Lineage: Eukaryota; Fungi; Mucoromycota; Mucoromycetes; Mucorales; Mucoraceae. The coding region runs from base 1 to 3777 and encodes 1258 amino acids. The transcript is spliced from 4 exons.